Phyllotreta striolata is the source of this 582-nucleotide messenger RNA. The record is from the annotation of a GenBank genome assembly. NCBI's taxonomy places the organism in Eukaryota, Metazoa, Arthropoda, Insecta, Coleoptera, Chrysomelidae.
AUGAGGGUCGUACUGUUUAUGUUUUUCUGCUGUAUAGUUCAUUUGGGGGUACUUACGGCUUUAAAAUGCGACAUUGCGCAUAACAACGGCGACCAAAUCAAGCAAGCCCUCAGCGCUUGCAUGAAAAACAGCGAAAGCGCCGAAAAACUGUGGGAAAUGACCAUCGGACCGGGAAAAGCCGCCUCCGCAGAGGUCGAAACAGUCCAAACAGACUCGAAAGCGAGGCACAAACGCGACGAUAACUCCACCAAAUCCUCUUCAACGGAGGAAACGACCACAGCGAAUCCCACAUCGACGAAUUCCUCGGAGGAAUGCGUCGUGCAUUGCGUCCUGGCGCAAAUGGAACUGGUCGACGUGAACAAUUUGCCGGACCAUUCCAAGAUCACCGAAGGACUACUCAGAGGCGUCAACCAACGGGAGCUCUACAAUUUCCUGCAGGACUCUAUCGACGAAUGCUAUCAAGCGGUUAACGAAGCUAACAAUUUGGACUUGUGCGGCUAUUCGAACAAAUUGGUGAAAUGUCUGGCGGAUAAAGGGAAAUCGAAUUGCGCCGAUUGGCCGGCAGGAGCUCUACCAUUCUAA